This is a messenger RNA of Dunckerocampus dactyliophorus (ringed pipefish), 3871 nucleotides long. RefSeq names its product complement factor H-like. Lineage: Eukaryota; Metazoa; Chordata; Actinopteri; Syngnathiformes; Syngnathidae. The transcript is spliced from 23 exons. Bases 213 to 3755 code for a protein of 1180 amino acids. The record is from RefSeq and is a predicted model, not a curated record.
CUGGGAUAGGCUCCAGCAUAUCCCUGCAACCCUAGUGAGGAAAAGUGGCAUAGAAAAUGGAUGGAUGGAUGGAGUUCGUCCUAUAACGCCUUCCUGUGUGCUGCAGUGUAAAUCUUAGUUACGUAGCGGAUGAACAGAACAAAGAGAAAGUAGGGUGUCAUGGUGUUUUAAGACUUUGUUCAGCAUUACGUGUGACAUUUAAGUUGUGUUUGAUGUUCCAAGGGGCCCAAGACAAAAUGAUGUCUAUAACCCGAUGCUGUGUUCUAUUGCUGUGGAUGCAUACGCUGCCCUUCAUCAAAUGUCAAGAAUGUACCCGUGACGAUUUUGUAAACGGUCCCCUGUAUGACUCGAAUUUUGACACGACAAGUUUGGAAGUCACUUACCCAAGUGGGCAGCAAUUGAGAGUGGCCUGCGCUGUCGGCUAUAGUGGAUUUUUCAAACUCCUCUGUGUUAAUGGAAAAUGGCAGUCUCGUGGUACUAAAUGUCAACCAAGACCAUGUGGUCACCCUGGUGAGGCCCAGUUUGCAGAUUUUCAUCUGGAGCAAGGCAAUGAUUUUGUCUUUGGCUCACAAGUCAAGUACACCUGCCACAAAGGUUAUCAGAUGGUCAGUCGGAUAGACUACAGACGUUGCAUGGUGGAAGGAUGGAGUGGUAUUAUUCCCGUCUGUGAAGCGAUACAGUGCCCAGUGAUCAAUGUGGACAACAAUGUCAAAGUGACUGGGGACACAGAAGAAGCAAACUUUGGCAAUGUGCUGCAAUUCAGCUGCAAGAAAAGCAAUGAAAUCCUGGUUGGGUCAUCAGAGAUGUCCUGCGAUGAAAACGGAGAGUGGAGCAGCAGUCCUCCAAAAUGUGAAGAGAUAAAAUGCACAGUGCCAUUGAUUGAGAACGGUUUUGUGCCUGGAAAUACCAAUGAUUACAACGAGCACGAGAUACUGUCUUACCAGUGUAAUCCAAAAUAUAACCAGGCUGAAGGCAGACCUUCAAAAUGCACAAAAGUCGGCAUCAGAGCCGAGUGGAGCCCCGCACCCUCAUGCGAACUUAUAAAAUGCAAAGUGACACUGCCAACCAUCGAUGGAACCAGCUAUGAACCUGCUUUCAAAAGUUUAUUUAUACCUGGUGAAACAAUAAAUGUCACAUGUGGACAAAACUACUGGAUAUCGAACACUCAGCAGACUUCAGCAGUAUCGAGCUGCCAAGACAACGGAAAAUGGACCAUUAGACCCAUAUGCCAGGAGGUUACGUGCAGAAACAAUAGAGACCCAACCGUAUCGUACUGGAACGUCUACUGGGGGCAGAGAAUAAGGCUGGGUACUUCUGUUAAUUAUGUGUGUAAGUCAGGAUACAGACACACAAAUGGAGCGACCAUGGUCACAUGCACCAGGGAUGGAUGGACACCAAAUCCACCCUGUCAAGAAAUAACGUGUGACACUAAGGAUAUCCUGAAUGCAAACAUUUUUGAUGACAGCAAGGAGAUAUACAAAGAGUAUGAAAGGGCCAAUUUUGUCUGCAAGGGUUCUCAAGAAAGUUUUACUCUCACCUGUAGAGAAAAUGGUUGGCAGGGUUAUGGGCCUUGUACAGCACAAACAUGUGAGGAGCUUGACCUCAACGCUGCAGAUAUUGUGCGCAAUAAGAAGGACUUUUACAACCACGGUGAGCGUGUCCGGUAUGCAUGUAAAAACGAUGCCGACCGACAGUUCACAGUUACCUGUGAAUUUGGCUUGUGGACUGGGAUUCAGAACUGUUCAGCUUGUCUAAAACCUGAUGUUCCCCAUGGCUUCACUGUUGCCCCAUCACAUGGCAUGCUCUACUACACGUGCAACGAAGGUUACAAACUUCCCACUAAAGGGUGGUGGGGUGAAGCAAAAUGCAUUAAUGGCCUGUGGAUUGGACUGGAACAAUGUGUGGAUAAAAAUAAGUGUGGAGAAAUACCUGUGAUUGCUCAUGCAAAAGUCAAGCUGCAAAGGAAUGGAAAUGGACAAGACCAGAGCCUCCAGAUUAUUUGUAAGAGCGGUUACCAAAGUCAGCUAGCCCACCUUUUGUGCAUAAAAGGCAAAUGGGAUUCAAAUGGACUACCGCUCAACACAAUCUGCUCUCCUGUGGCUGAGACCUGCAGUCCACCCCCUAAAGUGGAGAAUGCCGUCAUUUUGACAUCAUUUCAGAGAGAAUACUUGUCAGACUCGAAAGUAACUUUUAAGUGCCGUGACAACUAUAUGAUAGAAGGAGAAGACACAAUCACAUGCCAAAAUGGCAAAUGGGACAUGGCGGACAUAAAGUGUACAUCAUACUGCCCCAAGCCCCAAGAUGCUGACCAGACAAUGACCUUCACUACGGAUAAAGACAAAUACAUGAACGGUGAUAUAAUACAAUAUCGCUGUAUCCAAACAGCUGGAAAAAUUGGGGGUUUUGCAACAUGCGUAAAUGGCAAGUGGAGUCAACCAAUUGAAUGUGGAGGGUGUCUGACGCUUCCAGAUGUUCCUCACGGCCAUGUGUCAGAGGAGACCGAAAAGACCGAGUAUCAACAAGGAGAUAUAAUACAUUUCACUUGCGAAACUGGUUACACGUCGGGAAUCACCAUCAGAUACAUGUGUUCAAAUGAAGGCUGGGUGGAAGUCAGACGAGGAAGUUGCGCCUUGAAGCCAUGUCCACUUCCUGAAAACACUCCAAAUGGCCAUUUUCAACUGAUCCAUGGUGACGACUUUGUUUUUGGGGCAACUAUCAAAUACUUGUGCAAUGAGGGCUAUCAAAUGGUGAGUAAGACCGACACCAGGACUUGUUUGCUGGACAAAUGGACCAACCAUGUGCCAAUAUGUGAACCUUUGCUAUGUGAUCCCCCGCCCACGCAUGGAGGGAUCACAGUCAAAGGCUUACCAGAAAAUGAAGAUGGCAUCCUUCCCGACCGCUUCCUUACAUUCAGUUGUGACAGUCCUGGAAAGCAACUGAAUGGUAAUUCAUUGUUAAUAUGUGGUAAAGAUGGACUUUGGGAUAAGCCGUUCCCCACUUGUGAAGACAUUGCUUGUAAAGCUGGAGCGACACAACCUCAUCUUAGUGUAGACAAUCUGCCACCGGGGAAUCAAACAAUACGAACCGGACACAAAUUAAGGUUUCGCUGCAGCGAUGACUAUGCUUUGGAUGGACCAGAAGAAAUCGAAUGCUUACCAACUGGGGAAUGGAACUUCCCUUCCCCAACCUGCUCCGAACCAUGCCAGGUCACAAGUAUACCUGGUAAUGUACGCCUCACCACUCAUCUACGUGGCACACAAGCAAGAAAAGGGCAAAAAUUGAGGUUUUAUUGCCGCCUACGUGGAGAAAUGCUUCACGGGAAAGAAGAGGUUGAAUGUUUACCAAAUGGGCUGUGGAGCGACCCCUUUCCAACAUGUGGAGCUCCUUUGGAAUGUCAGCACCCCCCUUACCUUUCAGGAGGAGACACCAAGUAUUCCACAAAACUGGCUUACGCGCACAAUGAAAGGGUUGAAUACACAUGCCAGAAUUACUACGUAAUGGAGGGUGAGCCUUACAAAACCUGCAAAAAUGGUCAGUGGAUGGGCCAGAUGAAAUGCCUCAAGCCCUGCACUGUGAAUAGAGAACUCAUGAGCAAGCAUAACGUAGUAUUCAGAUACAGACGGGAUGAUAAGCUGUACUCGGCCCAUAAUGAUAUCAUCGAGUUCUGGUGCGCACGAGGAACAAGACAUGACGGCGUACUGAGUAUGCGGCAGAAGUGUGUUGACGGAAUGAUGGACCUGCCCACUUGCCAAUAGCAGCUGUACACUCUGUCACCAACUGCUAAAAUAAUGAACAAAAAAGUAAUCAAGCGUUGUCUAGUAUGCGUCACUGAUUUGUGUGGUCAAGUUCAAUAAAACAAGUUCUCUCUGUU